Messenger RNA from Paramuricea clavata, 3034 nucleotides. The record is from the annotation of a GenBank genome assembly. Lineage: Eukaryota; Metazoa; Cnidaria; Anthozoa; Malacalcyonacea; Plexauridae.
AUGGCAGAUGAAGCACCAGAACCGAUUCGAAACAUCGGUAAAGUUCGAAAGUUUGUUGUUGGCACUGACUUCGAAGCGUAUGCCGAACAACUGGAAUUCUUUUUCGUAGCAAAUAGCGUGACUGAUGCUAAACAAAAGAAAGCUGUCCUGUUGACGAAUAUGCCUGCAGAAACCUACCAGUUAACAAAGGAUUUAUUUGCUCCACAUCUACUAAAAGAGGACACGAUCACGUACGAAGCGAUAGUCGAGCGACUUCAGAAACAGUUAAAGCCCCAGAAAUCAGCAUUAGUAGCCAGAUACGAGUUUGAUAAUCGAGCGAGAAACGCGGGAGAGACGGUGAGUGAAUACGUAGCUGUUUUAAAACAUUUAGCUACAGAAUGUAAGUUCAACGAAACGAUGCGUUUAGAGCGACUUAGAGAUCGGUUAGUAUCUGGUAUUCGUGACAGAAAAAUGAUGUCAGAACUCUUAAAACUUAAGCUCGAAGAACUGACCUUUGACACAGCCGUUGCUAAAUGCAUCGCUAUUGAACAAUCAUGUAAGGACGUUGAAACUAUGCAAGGGGGGAGAGAUUCAAACCAUACGAAUAAGGAAUCAGAUUCAGUGAAUUUGUUAAAUAAACCUGAAGAGCAAAACAGGAAUGCGAAAGCCAAGAAAGGAAGGGACGCCUCUCCUUCCCCUGCAGACCCCAAGUGUUACCGUUGUCAUGGUGAUCAUCAGCAUAAAUCCUGCCCCUUUAAAAAUGCAAUUUGCCAUUAUUGUAAGAAGAGCGGUCAUAUUCGGAGAGCUUGUAGAAAACGAAGCAAAGAAACACAUAGUUUCAAACCCCCAGUAAAUCACAUUGAUGAUGAUGAUGAUAGUGACAGUGAUGAUUACCUGGCUAGUUUAGAAAUAAAUAAAGUGGGAAACAAAGAUAACGUAAUAUGGGUAACCCCCAAAGUUGAAGGAACACCCUUAAGAAUGGAACUAGACACAGGCUCUGCAGUUUCAGUUAUCCCGUAUCAGUUAUACAGAGCUAAGUUUAGUCACAUAAAGCUACAGAGAAGUCAAAUCACACUUAAAACUUACACAGGGGAAAAGCUGUAUCCAAAAGGGAAAAUCAACUGUAGAGUUAGUCUCGAUGGCCAGACAAGACAGCUAGAUAUUCAAGUUAUUGAGUCCCCGGGGCCAGCGUUAUUUGGGCGUGAUUGGCUUUCUGUAAUCAAACUAGACUGGGGCGAGAUCAAAGCCCUUAAAGUAAACCAAGCGACAGACAAUGAGACACAGGGUAAGGUAAAUAACCUUUUGAAAAAGUAUAAAAGUGUGUUCGAUGAUGAUUUGGGCACCUUGAAGGGACACCAAGCUGACCUCAAAUUAAAAGAGAACUGUCGACCCCGAUACUGUAAGGCACGACAGGUGCCAUAUGCCUUGCGACCUAAGGUAGAAGCCGAGCUAACACGCCUUGAAAAGGAAGGGAUUCUAAACAAGGUGGAACAUAGUGAGUGGGCAACCCCUAUUGUACCUGUGGUCAAACGAAAUGGCUCAGUACGAAUAUGUGGGGAUUUCAAAGUCUCUGUUAACCCGGUUUUAAUCGCAGAACAAUACCUUUUGCCCCGUAUCGAGGAUAUUUUUGCCAAUCUGGCUGGGGGUAAGCAUUUUACCAAAUUAGACUUACGCCAAGCCUAUCACCAAAUGGAGGUCACUGAAGAGACACGAAAGUAUUUGACUAUUAACACACAUAAGGGUCUAUUUCAGUAUCAGCGGUUAGUUUUCGGUGUGACGUCAAGCCCAGCAAUUUGGCAACGUGCCAUGGACCAGGUGUUACAGGGUAUACCUGGAACACAAUGCAUCCUUGACGACAUGAUAAUUACCGGAAAGUCCAAUGAAGAGCACUUAGAACGGUUAGAGGAAGUUCUAAAGCGAUUACAAGAGGCAGGUCUGAGAGCAAACAAAGAGAAGUGUGAAUUCUUCAAGGAGAAAGUUGUGUUUUGUGGCCAUGAAAUUGAUGCCAAUGGUUUACACAAAACCCAAGAGAAGAUCGAGGCAGUAGUGAACGCCCCUAGGCCCGAGAAUGUGUCACAAGUUCGAUCCUUCCUAGGACUGGUAAAUUACUAUAAUCGGUUUCUCCCCAACGCAGCUUCAGUUCUUCACCCACUACAUGUAUUGCUUCAGAAAAGUCACAAGUGGAAGUGGACUGAACAAUGUGAGAAAGCUUUUAAAAAUGCCAAGCACUUGAUAACCUCUGACCUAGUCCUAACCCACUACGACACAACGCUUCCAGUUAAGAUCGCAUGUGAUGCUUCACCAACCGGAAUUGGUGCAGUGUUGUCGCAUGUUAUGGCAGAUGGAAGUGAAAGACCAGUGGCUUUUGCAUCCAGAUCCCUCACCAAGACGGAGCGCAAGUACUCCCAGAUUGACAAGGAAGCACUGUCAAUUGUAUGGGGGGUCAAGAAGUUUCACAUAUAUUUGUAUGGGCGACGGUUUACACUAGUCACUGACCAUAAACCUCUGACAUCCAUUUUCCAUCCAGAAAAAGGAAUACCCAUAAUGACGGCCACAAGACUCCAACGCUAUGCAUUGUUCCUAGCUGGAUUCGAAUACGACAUUGAGUACAAGAAUACGAAAGAACACUGUAAUGCAGAUGGUCUAUCACGACUACCACUGCCAAUGACGGAGAAAGAGGAUACAGCUGUGGAUGCAGCUGACGUGUUUCAUGCAACCCAGUUAAACAUUCUCCCAGUCACCAGUGAAUCGGUAGCUAAAGAGACAAAUCGUGAUCCCAUAUUAGCCAGAGUUUAUGAUUCAAUAGUUAAAGGUUGGUCAGCACGUUUCGAGGGAGACAAGCCCUACCAUGACCGACAGAGUGAACUUACAGUUCAUCAAGGUUGUAUCCUUUGGGGAAUGAGAGUGGUCAUCCCUAGCAAGUUGCAAGAGAGAAUUCUGCGAGAGCUACAUGAUAGUCAUUUGGGUAUCGUCAAGAUGAAGGCCCUAUCACGAAGCUAUGUGUGGUGGCCAAACAUCAACCAACAGUUGGAGAACGUAGCGAAAACCUGUAGUG